Molecule: messenger RNA, 4396 nt
Organism: Heterocephalus glaber (naked mole-rat)
Lineage: Eukaryota; Metazoa; Chordata; Mammalia; Rodentia; Bathyergidae
Gene: Mtf2
Product: metal response element binding transcription factor 2
Biological process (GO): negative regulation of gene expression, epigenetic
Cellular component (GO): nucleus
Molecular function (GO): DNA binding; chromatin binding
Source: RefSeq, a predicted model, not a curated record
GCAGAAUUUUUACUGUGUUGUGAUUGAGGGUAGAUCUCUGUUCUUAUUGUACAUGGAGUUUGUUGAACUUGAAUGUAUAGAUGAAUGCUUUCAGUAAUGGGGGAAGGCCUUUGUUAUUUCUUUGGGUAUCUUUAAAAUAUACCUUUUUUCAACACUAACUCUCCUCCUUUUUUACCUUUAAGAAAAUUGGUGGUUGGGCCGGGGAUUUAGCUCAGUGGUUCUGGCGCCUGCCGAGAAGCGCAAGAAGCACAAGAAGCACAAUAAGCACAAGCGCAAGGUCCAGAGUUCGAUCCCCGGUACCAAAACAAACAAAAACAAAAGAAAAUUGGUGGUGAGACUCUACAGGGGCAGGUAAUUCACUGGUCCACAAGCGGUCUCCUUUACGUCGAAACCAAAAGACCCCAACGUCCUUGACCAAGCUGUCUUUACAGGAUGGACAUAAAGCCAAAAAGCCAGCAUGUAAAUUUGAAGAGGGUCAGGAUGUCCUAGCUAGAUGGUCAGAUGGCUUGUUUUAUCUUGGAACUAUCAAAAAGAUAAACAUAUUGAAACAGAGCUGCUUCAUCAUAUUUGAAGACAGUUCUAAAUCCUGGGUUCUCUGGAAGGACAUUCAAACAGAUGGAAUAUUAUGCAGCUAUUAGAAGUUGUAAUUUUGAAAACUGUGAAAUGCUUUUGAUAGAAGAAAUAUUACAUAGUAUUGAUGAAAGGAAACAUCUCGUGGUGGAGAGAACAUGGAUUCUGGCACAUCUGGGAGCCACUGGAAGUGGGGAAAUGGUCUGUACAAUAUGUCAAGAAGAGUAUUCAGAAGCUCCUAAUGAAAUGGUUAUAUGUGAUAAGUGUGGCCAAGGGUAUCAUCAAUUGUGUCAUACACCUCACAUUGAUUCCAGUGUGAUUGAUUCAGAUGAAAAAUGGCUCUGUCGACAGUGUGUUUUUGCAACAACAACAAAGAGGGGUGGUGCACUUAAGAAAGGACCAAAUGCCAAAGCAUUGCAAGUCAUGAAGCAGACAUUACCCUAUAGCGUGGCAGACCUUGAAUGGGAUGCAGGUCAUAAAACCAAUGUCCAGCAGUGUUACUGCUAUUGUGGAGGCCCUGGAGACUGGUAUUUAAAGAUGCUACAGUGCUGCAAAUGUAAGCAGUGGUUUCAUGAAGCUUGUGUGCAAUGCCUUCAGAAGCCAAUGCUAUUUGGAGAUAGAUUUUAUACAUUUAUUUGCUCUGUCUGCAGUUCUGGACCAGAAUACCUCAAACGUCUACCAUUACAGUGGGUAGAUAUAGCACACCUUUGCCUUUACAACCUAAGUGUUAUUCACAAGAAGAAAUAUUUUGAUUCUGAACUUGAGCUUAUGACAUAUAUUAAUGAAAACUGGGAUAGAUUGCACCCUGGAGAGCUGGCAGACACACCAAAAUCUGAAAGAUAUGAGCAUGUUCUGGAGGCAUUAAAUGAUUACAAGACCAUGUUUAUGUCUGGGAAGGAAAUAAAGAAGAAGAAGCAUUUGUUUGGGUUACGAAUUCGUGUUCCUCCUGUGCCACCAAAUGUGGCUUUCAAAGCAGAGAAAGAACCUGAAGGAACAUCCCAUGAAUUUAAAAUUAAAGGCAGAAAGGCAUCCAAACCUAUAUCUGAUCCAAGGAUGCUUCAUCUUUGGCAGCUGCCAGAUCAUCUGAUGCCACCUGAUAAAAGAGUUCAACUUUUUAAAAAGGCAGCCUCGGUUCUUCAGCCCUACAUAGAAAUAAGCAAUGGAAUAGAAAAAAAAGGAAAGAAAAAAUCUGUAGGUCGUCCUCCUGGCCCAUAUACAAGAAAAAUGAUACAAAAAACUGCUGAGCCACCUUUGGAUAAGGAACCAGUUUCUGAGAAUCCUGCCUUGGAUUUACCUUGUUCUAUAGGGAUAACUGAGGGAACUGCACAUUCAUCCAAUACCUCGGAUAUGGAUUUCACGGGUGCUUCCAGUACAAAAGAAACUACCUCGUCUAGUAUUUCCAGGCAUUAUGGCUUAUCUGACUCCAGAAAAAGAACUCGCACAGGUAGAUCUUGGCCUGCUGCAAUACCACAUUUGCGUAGAAGAAGAGGUCGUCUUCCGAGAAGAGCACUCCAGACUCAGAACUCAGAAAUUGUAAAAGAUGAUGAAGGCCAAGAAGAUUAUCAAUUUGAAGAACUCAACACAGAGAUCCUGAAUAACUUAGCAGAUCAAGAGUUACAGCUCAAUCAUCUAAAAAACUCCAUUACUAGUUAUUUUGGUGCUGCAGGUAGAAUAGCAUGUGGCGAAAAGUACCGAGUUUUGGCUCGUCGGGUGACACUUGAUGGAAAGGUGCAGUAUCUUGUGGAAUGGGAAGGAGCAACUGCAUCCUGACUGUAGGAGUGAAUAUUAUGUUCACUGCACUCAUUUUCUGUAGGUACAGUUCAAAGCCCUAAAGGAGUCUGGCUUUUACUAUCUUUCUUAAAAAACAACAUCAUCAAAAACAAAAAAAAUAGUCACAAAAGGAGAUGAUACUAGCCUUAACAUGUACUUAUCAAUGUUAUGGAUAUUGUCAAAAAAAGAUAUCUUUUAAAAAUCAGAACAGAGACUUAAUUUUUUAAAUCAUAAGAUUUGUAGAAUGUUUCUAGGAUAGGAUAUUAAAAAAUGAAUCAAACUCAUGCAUGGUGUUAGAUAAUUUUUCUAAUUAUUCCAUUGAGUCAGUUUUUGUGAUUAGUGGUUAUCAGAGCAAACAGAUCGUGUAGAUAGCACAAGUAUUUGGAGAAACAUUGUCUGUUUUGUUAUACCAAAAUGUUGGGAAAAAAUUUAUUUCAAUACCUUUUAGAUUUCAUAAAGUGCAGUGUAUAUAAUGCCUACCGAAAGACUGUAAAAUAUUGAAAUUUUCUUUCAAGCAAAGUGUAAAAAAUAUAUUGAGCCUGUAAAUUGCUCUGUGACUAGACUUCAUUGUCGUCUUAAUAUAUUCUUUGCAUGUACAUAUAUAUACACAUUUGUGUAUAUAUAUGUGUGUGAUUAUGUGACCUAUGCAAUACAAAUUAUGGGAAUGGGCAGCUUUGGAGUAUAUAUCCCAUAAUUCUUUUUUCAGGAAUAGUUGCAGUAUUUACACAGCAGCAUUUCUUCUCAGGCUUUUAUUGGGUGCUGUUGCUUGCUAUGUAUGAAGAGAAAUGUGUCAGACAAGUUUAGUGUGUACCGAAGAAGGGUGUGAACAACAGUGUUCAUGGGCUUUUAGAAUGCUUUUCACUUUCAGUCCUUGUAACUCAGCUGUUCAAUACCUAAAACAAAUUCAAAUAAUAUCAACAUUAUUUCCUACCAGAAGUAACAUUUUCAAGUUUUCAUGGCACAUUUGAUUGUAAAUGUCUCUCGCUUAACAGUAAGUCUGUGGGAAUCAGGUGAAGAUUCCUGAAAUGUCUGUAGUUACUGUUAGUCAUGUUUGAAUAAGUGUAGUAUGAACAAAGUAUUUUAUUGCACAGGGUUAACAAACAGUAUGUUGCUAGUUGAGGCUUCUGCUGUUUUAUUACAACAUUACCUCUUGUUUUUAUAAAAUGUACCAAGAUUUAAAUUGAUAACUUUAUUUUACAUGUUUUAAAAAAAACCACUUUCUUUUAUCACCAGUGUUAGAGUUGUCUUUUGUUUCUUUUUGUUUUGUUCUGUUUUGUUUCUUAGCCAAAGAGUAAACAGAAGAAUAUUCUUAUUUUGGUGGCUGUACAUUUUACUUUUAAAAGUGAUUGGUGGAUUUUAGACAAGAAAUUGGAGAAUUUGCUGCCAAAAUGCAAAAUAUGUGAAGUGUAGUGAUGACAGAGUGGUAAAAAUGUGGGUUAGUACUUAUUUAUUCCAUUAAUUGAUUAUUUGACUGUUUAUAAAGAAAGUUGCUUUAUUUCUUUAAACAUCUUCAAAAGAUGACUUUUUCUUAUCACAUUAUAGCCAAAAGAAGCAGAGGACUUCAUUGUCUUGCAUUUGGUUCCUGGUUUACCAGGUAUAAAUGAGCUUUACAAAAGUGCAAAUCAAAAACUGUCACUUCUGUUUACCUCCACCAAAACUUGAUUUUCCCCUAGCUAUUAAUUUAAAGUUGCCUUUCUUGCAGCUGCAAUAUUUUGAAUAACACACAGAGUUUGUGUUGAUUUUUUGAAUGUUUGUUUAUAUCUAGGGGUAAUGGAAAAUGUAAAUCCCGUGUACACUCCACCUGUAUCAUAUUAUUUCAUUUUCCCCAAAGUCCUUUAAUUCUAACUGAACACCAGCAGUAUUUUUAGUAACUCUUUAUUUACCAUACUUGGAAUAUGAUUUACCAAGCUAAACUGUCUUUAGACGUAAUUAUUGUGAAUGUCUGUUUUAUUUUAUCACGGUGGUUCACAUGGCUCUGAUGUUCAGUUUGUAUUUUUGGAAUUGCUUUACUUAGAAUUAAAACAGACCAACAUUAAAUGUGUGUAUUUUUUAAAGA